This is a messenger RNA of Rhizopus microsporus ATCC 52813, 810 nucleotides long. RefSeq lists its product as uncharacterized. The annotation marks the transcript as partial. The record is from RefSeq and is a predicted model, not a curated record. The transcript is spliced from 4 exons. Lineage: Eukaryota; Fungi; Mucoromycota; Mucoromycetes; Mucorales; Rhizopodaceae.
AGAAGAGAUAUAUUGUAUUGUGUACAUAAAAACCCUGCACCAGAGCAACCACAAGGCGAGACACGAAAAACCAAAAAGUAUCGUCGAAUCUUGCAAGGUCUCAAAGCCCAGGAUCCUGCUGCUGUUCAAGCUGAGCAAGCCCUUUAUCAACAGCCAAGCAGCACCAUGUUCGUAGAAGACCUUGGCCGCUUCCUUCAAGCUAUAUCUGAACAUUCUGCCGUUCUCAGUCGAUUCUAUGGACAUACCAUCACAAGCCAUGACAAUGGAUACCCUUUCUUUCGCAAGAUCCGUCUUUCAGCGUACUUCAACAAACAACGUGCCGAUCGAAAGCUUAUCCAAGACUUACGCGCCAAGUUUGGAGAAGACGCCGUGUUUAUGAUGGGAAACUGGUCCGCUCCCCAUGGUAGGUACCAUGAGCCUAUCUGUGAUCUUGGUUUCGGAAGGCUCUUCAAGAAACAUGAUAGGUGCUGUCCAACAUGCCACAACGAAAGUCUCCACACGUUCCGUCGUAUUCCAUAUCCACGACCGUAUCAACGUGAGCGAUAUCCUACGGUUGUCUGCCAUGGUCUUUUAAAAUGCACCGAUCUAUACUGUAGGCCCGCCAUGGCAGCUCCAGAUAGAUAUCGCUUAUGGAACAGGGAUGUUGCUGCUUAUCUCAUCUACUUGCGCAUCCUUCGUGGGCUUCGACAUGGCAUGGUUCCUCAUAGGUUUCGUCGGGUUGCUGUUGCUCCUACAAGGCAUAGAAGAAGGGUGGACGAUCAGGAGCAACCAAAAGUUAGAGCACGCUUAGACGAUGAUUCUCCGUCCUAG